UAAGGAGUCAGGGUUCGGUUUUGUUUGGGUCAUGUGUGAGGCAUCGUCUGCUCUGAGACCAACAUAACAUCCCGGCGACCAACCAUCUUAAAUAACGUCUAUACCACAUAUUUGUUCAUUGUGUAUGAUAUGGCGUCACUUCUUUUAAGGCGGAUAUAUGCGGCUCAAGAGUUUACACUGUCCCGAAGGAGAGGCAAACAGCUGCUUCACAUGUGCCAGGCAUUAUAUGUUGUUGACAAAGGACACUUAGCAAAACUACGAAAAAGAACAGGUUUUUCCAUUAGUAAUUGCAAGAAAGCACUUGAAAUGCAUAGUAAUGAUCUUGAAAAGGCUGAGGUUUGGCUGAAAGCGGAGGCACAAGCGCAAGGAUGGGCAAAAGCUACAAAACUCUCCGGCCGCAGCACAACGCAGGGGCUUAUUGGUAUCCACAUAGAGGGUAACACAGGUGCCAUGGUUGAGGUCAAAUGUGAAACCGACUUCGUAACCAGAAACGAAAAUUUCAAGACAUUGGUGGCUCAGUUGGCAAGAGAAUGUAUGAAAAGUGCCACCUUAAGUCCACAUCAAAGUAUAACUAAGGCUGCCUUAUCAGAAGAACAGUUAAUACAACUGGAGACGAGCGAGGGGAAAACCUUGGGAGAUCACUUGGCUCUUGCUAUUGGUUCUAUUGGAGAAAACAUGAGUUUAGCCCGUGCUGUGCAAGUAAGAGGAGGCCCUGGGGUACACCUGCUUAGUUAUAGCCAUCCAAGUACACCUGAUGAAAAUCUUGUAACUGGCAAAUUUGGUGUGAUUUUAGCACUGAAGACACGAGGUGUACUUAGUGAAGUUUCAAGACAGCUCUGUGUACAUGUUAUAGGUAUGAAUCCAAAAGCAGUGGGAACAUUGUCUGACCCAAAGGCUUGUGAUCCUGAUGAUGAGACACUCCUGGUUCAUCAAGAGUUUCUCAGUGACCCUGAGAAGACUGUUGGUGAGGUGCUUCAGGAAGAAAACAUAGAUAUUGUGGACUUUAUUCGUUUUGAAGCUGGAGAAUAUAACAAUGUUGAUUAGUUUUGUUUACAUUAAUUUAAUAAAAUCUUUAAACGCU
Homarus americanus (American lobster) is the source of this 1081-nucleotide messenger RNA. It is a transcript of the gene mEFTs, whose product is annotated as elongation factor Ts, mitochondrial-like. Gene Ontology annotation, biological process: mitochondrial translational elongation. The transcript has 5 exons. Gene Ontology annotation, molecular function: translation elongation factor activity; protein binding. The record is from RefSeq and is a predicted model, not a curated record. The coding region runs from base 130 to 1044 and encodes 304 amino acids. Gene Ontology annotation, cellular component: mitochondrial matrix. NCBI's taxonomy places the organism in Eukaryota, Metazoa, Arthropoda, Malacostraca, Decapoda, Nephropidae.